AUGGCACCCAUGCGACGCCCUCCGCUUUGCAGGACGAACAUGGCAGCUCUCACGGUGCUGCUUAUGCCGUGUCUCACAGAGGUUCGCCAAAUUAUGCUGCCCGUGCAAAACAUGAGAAGUUGGGUGCGUCAGACGACAUGUCGUCGCGGCUUGGCAGGAAAGAGCACCCGAAACAAGAAAGAACAGGCCGUUUUCGCUGUUGUCCUACGGGGGUUGUGCUGA
Molecule: messenger RNA, 222 nt
Organism: Sporothrix schenckii 1099-18
Lineage: Eukaryota; Fungi; Ascomycota; Sordariomycetes; Ophiostomatales; Ophiostomataceae
Exons: 1
Coding region: 1-222 (73 amino acids)
Source: RefSeq, a predicted model, not a curated record